CAGGAGGAGCGCGGGGCCGCCGGGGACGCGGAGCGGGCGGCGGCGGCGGCGGCGGCGGCGGCAGCGGGGAAUCUCCGGCCCCGCCGUGUGGGGGGUGUGUGAGGGCAGCCUCGGAGGGAAUUGGAGAGCUGUACUUGAGACUCCGUGGACCUUUCGGUGAUCACGCCGCUGCCCCGUGCAACGUACAGCUAAGAGCGGUCCCCAGGUUUCUGUGGAAACCCCCCACCUCGGUAAGGGCCGAGGGGCAAGAGGAGGAGGAAGAAGAGAGUCGCACGGAGCUUCCAGCUGACCUGCAUCAGAGUCCUCCGACCGCAGCCAAAGAAAAUAAACCUUAGGGAGGAGGAGGUGAAGACCAGCGGUCAGCUGUCCCGGGAGUCCAGCCCCGGGGGCGGAGCCCGCAAGGGGGAGGAGCGGACGUGAGCGAGGAAGGCGGAGGAAGUGACUGAAUGUGGACUGCGAAGCCGGGCGGGCGUCACGUGCGGGGCCCGGGCCGGGCCGGACCGGGCUAGAGACGGCGGUCGGGCCCCCGGGGGGACGAGCGGAAAGCCAGCGACCGUGGCCUGGGGCCUGCCCCCGGCCCCCGCGGGUGGGUGUGGUCGGACCUCGGGUCCGGCCGGGCCCCGCCGGCGACCCGCCGCCGCCGCCGCCGCCCGGGGCGGCGGAGGGGCGGCCCGGGUUCGGGACCUCUUCCGGAAAGCAGAGAGUCGACAGCCUGGCCCUUCAGCAAUGCUUUCGUUGAAGAAAUACUUAACGGAAGGACUGAUCCAGUUCACCAUUCUGCUGAGCCUGAUCGGGGUGCGGGUGGACGUGGACACCUACCUGAGCUCGCAGCUGCCCCCGCUGCGGGAGAUCAUCCUGGGACCCAGCUCGGCCUACACCCAGACGCAGUUCCACAACCUGCGCAACACCUUGGACGGCUAUGGGAUCCACCCCAAGAGCGUAGACCUGGACUAUUACUUCACGGCCCGCCGGCUCCUCAACCGGGUGAGGGCCCUGGACAGGUUUCAGGUGCCCAGCACUGAGCUGAAUGCCUGGCUGGUCCACCGGGACGCCGAGGGCUCCGUCUCGGGCCCCCAGCCCAGCGCCGGCCUGGUCCUCGAGGGCGCCAACGGCCUCCAGGAUGUGACGGGCCCGGAUGGCGGCGGGCGCGAGAGCGAGGCGGAGCCGGGCUUCGGGGAGGCGCUGGAGGACCUCGGGGCCGUGGCCCCCGCCGGAAACGGAGAUCUGACCAAGGAGGACAUCGAUUUGAUUGACAUUCUGUGGAGGCAGGAUAUCGAUCUCGGCGCUGGGCGCGAGAUUUUUGACUACGGCCACCGCCAGAAAGAGAGCGAGGCGGACAAGGAGCUGAGCGAUGGGGGAGAGCGCGGGGCCGGCUGGGCCGAGGGCAGCGAGCCCCCGGCCGGGAACCUGCUAGCGGAUGGAGAGACGGGCGAGAGCUUCCCCGCCCAGGUGCCCGGGGUGGAGGACCAGACGGCCUUAUCCCUAGAGGAGUGUCUUAGGCUGCUGCUGGAGGCCACCUUCCCCUUUGGGGAGAACGCAGAGUUUCCAGCGGCCGCCCCCUCGGACGAGACAGAAGCCGGGCCCCGCGCGAGCGAUUCCCCGGCCCUCGGCCGCCAGCUCCUGUCCCCGCUCCUGCCCGACCCCGAGCCCGAAUCCGAGUCCGCCUUGGAGCUGGAGCAGCAGUGGCAGGACCUCAUGUCCAUCAUGGAGAUGCAGGCCAUGGAGGUGAACCCCCUGGCGAGCGACGGCCUGUUCGACCCGACGGCCGGAGACCCGCUGAGCGGCGACUACGGCCUGGCCCCCGACCCGCCCAUCACCCAGAACGUCAGCCUGCAUCAGGCCUCCCUGGGGAGCUGCGCCCAGGACUGCGCCCUGUUCGGCGGCGCCGCCGAGCGCGAGAGCCCCCCGCCGGGCCCGGGCGGCGCCCCCCUGCUCCCGCUGACGCCCGGCAACGCCACCGGCCUCAACUCCACCUUCGGCGCCACCAACCUGACGGGCCUCUUCCUCCCCGCCCCGCUCAACGGCUCGGCCAACGGGACGGCCGGCCCCGAGCUGCCCGACCCGCUGGGCGGCCUCCUGGACGAGGCCAUGCUGGACGAGAUCAGCCUGAUGGACCUGGUGAUCGAGGAGGGCUUCAACCCCGUGCAGGCCUCGCGGCUCCGGGAGGAGCUGGACUCGGACUCGGGGCUCUCCCUGGACUCGAGCCACAGCCCCGCCUCCUCCAGCGGCUCCCCCUCCUCCUCGGCCUCCUCGUCCUCGUCGGCCUCCUCGUCCUCGUCGUCCUCCUCGUCCUCUUCGUCGUCCUCCUCGUCCUCUUCGUCGUCCUCGUCGUCCUCGUCCGAGGAGGGGGCCGUCGGCUACAGCUCCGACCUGGAGACGCUGGACCCGGAGGAGGCGGAAGGGGCGGUGGGCGGCUACCAGCCCGAGUACAGCAAGCUGUGCCGCAUGGACUCGCGGGACCCGGCCCCGCUGCGUUACCUGCCCUACCUGGAGCACGUGGACCACAACCACACCUACAACAUGGUGCCCGAGCCCAGCAAGGAGAAGCGGGCCGACUUCCUGGACAAGCAGAUGAGCCGGGACGAGCACCGGGCCCGGGCCAUGAAGAUCCCCUUCACCAACGACAAGAUCAUCAACCUGCCCGUGGAGGAGUUCAACGAGCUGCUGUCCAAGUACCAGCUGAGCGACGCCCAGCUGGGCCUGAUCCGCGACAUCCGCCGGCGGGGCAAGAACAAGAUGGCGGCGCAGAACUGCCGCAAGCGGAAGCUGGACACCAUCCUCAACCUGGAGCGGGACGUGGAAGACCUGCAGCGGGACAAGGCGCAGCUGCUCAGGGAGAAGGUGGAGUUCCUCAAGUCCCUGCGCCAGAUGAAGCAGAAGGUGCAGAGCCUCUACCAGGAGGUGUUCGGGCGGCUGCGGGACGAGAACGGGCAGCCUUACUCCCCCAGCCGCUACGCCCUGCAGUACGCCAGCGACGGCAGCGUCAUCCUCAUCCCCCGGGCCCUGGCCGACCAGCAGGCCCGGCGGCAGGACCGGAAACAGAAGGACAGGAGGAAGUGAGCCCGGGGCCGGGAGGGAGAAGAAGCAGCUCACCGCCGGAGGGGGAGCGGGAGGAGGAGGAGGAGGAGGAGAAG
Messenger RNA from Ornithorhynchus anatinus (platypus), 3134 nucleotides. RefSeq names its product nuclear factor, erythroid 2 like 1 (gene NFE2L1). The coding region runs from base 727 to 3060 and encodes 777 amino acids. NCBI's taxonomy places the organism in Eukaryota, Metazoa, Chordata, Mammalia, Monotremata, Ornithorhynchidae. The record is from RefSeq and is a predicted model, not a curated record. Gene Ontology annotation, cellular component: nucleus. Gene Ontology annotation, molecular function: DNA-binding transcription factor activity, RNA polymerase II-specific; RNA polymerase II cis-regulatory region sequence-specific DNA binding. Gene Ontology annotation, biological process: regulation of transcription by RNA polymerase II. The transcript has 7 exons.